AUGGUCGCUGAAUCAUCAACCUCUAUCGACACGCUCCUCGCAUCCCUGCAGGAUCCCGAUACUUCUGCCGAGGGCGAAGCCAGACGCGACGCCUUUGCACAGUUUGUAUCGGAAGCAUUUGCAAAGGGAAACAUGAUGGCCCUGCCAGCUGGUGUGCCUGCGCACAACGGUGUGAAUGGCACAAACGGAGCCGAACAGGUUGCAUCUCCUCCGGCUGCCCCCACUGCGCUCUCUCCUCCAACCCUGCCUAAUGGUCACUCUGCAUCGCGUCGAGCUUCAAGUGCUUCAGCUUCAGCCAAUUCUGCACUUGUCGCACCGAUGGAGAGGGCAUCGCAGGCUGGCUCACCAGCCCAAUCCUCCCCGCUCGUGCAGCACAAGUCACCUCCGGUGCAGCAAGCUGCCCUCAACCAAAGUUCUCAUCAGCCUUCUCAGACGCCCAACGGGUUUCAGCACCAACCAUCCCAAGGGCCUCCACAGCAGGUUCAAGUUCAUGGGCACGCUUCACCACAAGCUCAGGCACAGUCGACAAACGCUGCUCAAGAGACAAACGAAUAUCAGCAGUUGCUUCAGCUCAUUAACAACUCACCCGCAACCGCCGUCCGUCAGGCUAUUAGAGAUAAAUGGGACAAGGCCUUGUUGGGUUCACAGUACCACAUCGCUUUCCUAUUGAAUGCAACAAUGCAUCAGGCUAGCCCUGAAACCCUCUCUCGGGCUGUCCGAGGUUUCGGUCAGAACCUGGUGCAAACUUCAAAGCGAGAGAUAAUGGAGCAUCUCAGCCCAGAUGACUUUGAUGAGCUCGUGGAUCUGAUACUGCCUCGCGUUAGUAAUCAGUUCCUCGACAAGGCACUUGCGAGACGCCUAGAGACGAUACCGGCACGACACCUCGUGAAUGCGUUGGCACGGGCUGAGCGACUGGGGUACGAUGUGCAGGAUAUCGUCCAAGAGCAAAACGGCGAGCAUGUCAUUCCAUCACUGCACUCAAUCUCCUUGCCCCCUGGUUCACAGCCAGUUCCAACAAUGGUUUUGAGGCAGUAUCAGCCGACGCCACCUCUCCCGCAACAGCCGCCACAGGCAAUGCAGCAGGCUCAACCAAUGCUGCCUAUGACUGUGCCCCAGGCCAUCCCACAUCCUCCAGGUGUCGUUUAUUGCCAAUGUGGCUGGCCUUGCACCUCGAAGGAAGCUCUUGACUAUCACCUGAAGAAACGAGCCUGCGACAAGGUCAGACCUGAGGAUCAGGCUGGCAGAGACAUCUGCCUGCAUUGCGGAUGUAGGUUUGGCAGCGGCGGUGGCCUGUUAUACCAUGAGAAAUCCAACGUCUGCGGGACAUACAAUUCCGAGACUGGAGAACAGAUGCGGAACCUGAUCGCUGCGUUCCGCCAGCAAUCAGGUUCUGGGCAGCAUACACCUGCUGCUCCAACUCCACCUCCUCAGGUGAGGAACGUGGUCAUGAGCCAGCCACCACCCCAAUCAACUCCAAAUGUUGCAUCUCGAUCGAACUGGACGGCCUCCCCACAACCCUCGCAACAGCCACCAAGCGGUACGCCAGGUCGUGAUCCAUAUGCACAUCUCACGGAACAGAAACGAAUCGAGUUUGAGACCAAAAUGCGAGAGGCUGAAGAGCGAUAUGGAAAGAUGAUGAGGGAUGCCAUGGAGUUGCCGGAAGCCGAGAGGGGAGUUCGCCUGGCAAGUCUCAAAAACAGCUACAAUACCAAGAUGAGCACGACACGCAAGAAGUAUGGCAUUCGGCUCCGCGAGAGGCGAACUAAAGAACAGAUCGCGGCCGAGCAAGCUCGAAUCAUGGCCCCAUCAAGCAACAGCGCUACGCCAACUCGUGAUAGCGAGUCUCGUCCGAACAAGAGACCGAGAACUGAUACUGAGGAACCAGCGGCUACUGGAGGACCCAACGGUCAACAGGACAGUCCCCGCAAGAGAGUUCCUGUAUCAGAAAUGGGUGGGCUGUCGGGGUCACAGGCGACGGCUGAGCUCACUGAUCCGACAACCCACCUAAACCCAACGCAGCCUCGAUAUGUGCCUCCAAAGUCGUUGACUGGCACCGGCAGACCGCAGUCCAAGAUGAGUGAGACACCGGAUCCCGCCCGACAAGGGACCAGUGCAUCCCUAGUGGGCACCCAAGCAGAUCCCAUGUCGAUCGAUGAUGAUUCGGACAGCGACAGUGACAGCGACAGUGAUGACGACGAUAUCCCGGCCACCCUUCCCUAA
Fusarium keratoplasticum is the source of this 2220-nucleotide messenger RNA. RefSeq lists its product as uncharacterized. The record is from RefSeq and is a predicted model, not a curated record. The transcript is spliced from 3 exons. Lineage: Eukaryota; Fungi; Ascomycota; Sordariomycetes; Hypocreales; Nectriaceae. Bases 1 to 2220 code for a protein of 739 amino acids.